This is a messenger RNA of Cannabis sativa, 747 nucleotides long. Its product is annotated as disease resistance protein RGA2-like. The record is from RefSeq and is a predicted model, not a curated record. The transcript has 4 exons. The coding region runs from base 1 to 747 and encodes 248 amino acids. Lineage: Eukaryota; Viridiplantae; Streptophyta; Magnoliopsida; Rosales; Cannabaceae.
AUGUUGGUAGGCGAAAUUUCAGAUGCUGCAGCACCAUUAGUAAAGAGUAAGAAGUUGCACAAAGAAAGAGAGGUACUCAAUGCCCUCCAGCCUCAUCCAAACUUAAAGAAACUAAAGAUAGAGUACUAUAGUGGCAACAGUUUCCCAAAUUGGAUGGGAGAUGAUCGCUGUUUGUCUAAUUUAGUAAGCCUGACCAUUACAUGGUGUUCUAAUUGCACCUUCUUGCCGUCGUUGGGACAGCUGCCUUCUCUUAAAGAUCUCUUUUCAUUAGUUGUUGUGGUGGGGUGUUUGGAUAAGCUGGAAGAGUGGUCAUUUAUCGAAGGUGGGGUAUUUCCUCGCCUUAAGAAACUGAGGAUUGAAAGCUGUCAUUAUCUCCGAUGCUUGCCGAAAGAACUACCCGCUUCUCUUUCUGAUCUAUGCAUCCGUACUUGUCCAUUAUUGCUCACAUUCCAAAUAUCACUGUCGAUGGCGAGAAUAUAUAGAAUGGAAGAAGUCAGUUACCACCAAAUAAAACGUGAGUUGGAAGAGACACUGGGGAAAUUGAAACUUCUUCUAGACAACAAAGAUCUUGGUUUGGACCGUGUGAAAAAUUAUAAGAAGCCAGAGAGGAUUGUUGGCUUACUUGGCACUCGUAUAUGUAUAAGGAGGCGAGAUGGGGCAAGAAGUGUAUUUCCUCCCCGUGAGGGUACCUUUUCCAAGGCUUUAUGUAUGCGCACUGCGCAGUGGCGGACCCAGAAUUUAAAGUGA